AAAAUUGUAUAAAGUAAUUUAAAAAAAAGUGUUAUUUGUUUGUUAUCCGGGUGCGCGCGCGUGAUUUAGAAAUGGCCAGCAGCACGGCAAGAUCCUCGCCAUCCGGCGGCGGCAACAACAAUGACAACAGCAGCAAAUUCCAGAAGGCAAAACGAAAGGAACCGCAUCCGGUGCGGAGGGAGUUCGUUGAAGUUGGUCCCAAUCGGCACCGGUGCGUGCACUGCGAGUGGAGUACGGUCAUGAACGCGACCCGGAUGAUCAAGCACAUCAUCGAGGUGUGCUCUUGCCCGGAUGAGUUGAAGCAGGAAAUGGUGGCCCUUCAGCAGGCUGCAGCUGAAAAGGAGCAAAAUUCUUCAAUGUUGUCGGAGAACAAAAAGGACAUUCAUGGGCUGUUUCACAUUGUUGAAAACAAUAAGCGUUCUUGCAUGUUUUGUGAGUGGUCCACGGUUCGGAACUUGACCCGGAUGCGAACCCACAUCGUGAUGCACUGUGCGAAUGUGCCGGAAAAGGUUCGAUCCUGUUUCCUGAAGCAGGAGUACAAAGAUUACCAGAACGGCCAAGAAGAGGAAACUUAUCAGGUUUUCGAAGUGGACGAACAGGAACGGGACUGGGAGGAAUCAACGACCGUGGAGUUGGUCAACGAUGACGGCGAUGAGGAGGAAGACGAGCAGGCGGAUGACAGCGAAAUCAAUUACGUCGAGGUUCAGGAACUCGAGGAACGCCAAUGCAGCUGGUGUGGUUCCGUCAUUUCGUACGACAGUUGUGAGGUCGAGGACGGAAGCGAAGUCUACUGCUCGACCGAGUGCUUCAAAGCCCAAACGGAGUGCAUGCCUGACGACGAGGUCGUCACCGUCAAACGUAUCACGAAGCGCGCCGCCCCAAAAACACCAAGUCCCGCCCCGGAAUCUCCGCCAAAAGCGAAAAAAAUCAAAGUACUCAUGGUGACAUCCGCCGAUCCAGCCCCCAAAACGACCACCGUUUCACUCAAAAAAGAACCGGAAGUGACCCCGGUGCGACUCCGCCGAAGCAACCCAACCAAACCGACUCCCCCGCAGAAACAUCAACAGGAAGAAGAAGAAUUCAACUACACCGUCGAGGAGGAGGUCACGCCGGAGGUCAAACCACCGAAAGUGACGGCCCCCAAACCAGCCCAAAAGAAGGUGGUGGCCGCGGCGGAACUGCCGAUGCCAAAGCAACAGCAGCAGCCGAAAGCAAAGUUGCAGCCCACAAUAACGACGAUGAUGGCGAAGAAAAGUGUUCCGGCGCAGACGGCGACUACUACAGCUAGUAAGUCGACCGAGACGACGGCAACGGCGACAAAAAAGACGACGACGACGACGACGCCGGUUCCGGUGAAGAUUUCAAAGAGUUCGGCUUCGACGCAGCUCGACGAGGGAUCGUGCCAUUCGUUUGCCGGUGGCCAUGUCUACCCGCAGGAGGACGUCCGCUCGGCGGAUCACAAGCUGCAGUGGACGAAGGCGGUCAUUUCGCGGCCUGCGCCACAGUUUGAGGCGACGGCCGUCGUAGAGGGGGCGUUUAAGAAGAUCAAGCUGUCGGACUAUCGUGGAAAGUAUCUGGUGUUCUUCUUUUACCCGCUGGACUUUACGUUUGUGUGCCCCACGGAGAUUCUGGCCUUUUCGGACCGAGUUAGCGAGUUUAAGAAGCUGAACGCGGAGGUCAUAGCGGCCAGCAUCGAUUCGCACUUUACGCAUCUGGCCUGGAUCAACACGCCGCGGAAGGAGGGCGGUCUCGGCAAGAUCAACAUUCCACUGGUCAGCGACAUCACGCACAGCAUCGCCAAGGAUUACGGCGUGUAUCUGGACGAUUUGGGCCACACCCUGCGGGGACUGUUCAUCAUCGACGAUCGUGGCAUUCUGCGGCAGAUUACGAUGAACGAUUUGCCCGUGGGCCGAUCGGUGGACGAAACGCUGCGGCUGGUGCAGGCCUUCCAGUACACGGACAAGCACGGCGAGGUGUGCCCCGCCGGGUGGAAGCCCGGACAGGAUACGAUUGUGCCAAACCCGGAGGAGAAAAUCAAGUACUUUGAGAAGAACCAUUAAUUUCACUGUAGAACUGAGAGGAUUGCUCGCGCGAUCGUGUCCACGUGCUAUUCCAUUGUUUUGUGAUGGGGUAAUAAAAUUCAACUUCUGAGGUGAAACCUUUAAAA
This is a messenger RNA of Culex pipiens pallens (northern house mosquito), 2167 nucleotides long. RefSeq lists its product as uncharacterized. Bases 72 to 2060 code for a protein of 662 amino acids. Gene Ontology annotation, cellular component: endoplasmic reticulum; cytosol. Lineage: Eukaryota; Metazoa; Arthropoda; Insecta; Diptera; Culicidae. The record is from RefSeq and is a predicted model, not a curated record. Gene Ontology annotation, molecular function: thioredoxin peroxidase activity. The transcript has 4 exons. Gene Ontology annotation, biological process: cell redox homeostasis; hydrogen peroxide catabolic process; cellular response to stress.